Molecule: messenger RNA, 701 nt
Organism: Phaeodactylum tricornutum CCAP 1055/1
Lineage: Eukaryota; Bacillariophyta; Bacillariophyceae; Surirellales; Neidiaceae
Exons: 1
Coding region: 54-572 (172 amino acids)
Source: RefSeq, a predicted model, not a curated record
UGCCCAAACUGCAGAAGCCUUUUCUCGCGCACCACCAUCCAACGCCUGAAGCUAUGGUGGAAGUCGAUUACGGAUAUGGAGACGCUACUCCUGAAACGGACUACGGAUAUGGAGACGGGGCUCCUGAAACAGACUACGGCUAUGGCGAUGCGGCUCCACAGACCAACUAUGGAUAUGGCUCCGCCAAACCUGAUACUGACUACGGCUAUGGUGAUGCUAAACCUGAUACAGAUUACGGCUACGGGGAUGCUGCCGGUACGGAUUACGGAUACGGCACGGAGGAACCCGCAGGAAAUUCCGAAAGGCAACCCGUCAAGCGACGAUGUUCGGUGACGAAGUACUCCUUACAGACCGCGCAACCCCCAGUAUCAGAGACGGAACAGCAGGCGCAAAGAACUCCCCAGUCAGACGAGAAGUCGACCGCGCGUACAGCGGCUUCAAGCUGCGCAAGCUCGACAGAUGGUAUGGAUCAUCACUCUUCUCUACACAAGAAUGAUGUCGUGCACAAGAAACAUCAUCCGAAGACGGGAAUGCUGAAAAAGAUUCGCAAGCGCUUAUCCAUCGCCUUUUGAGUAUACAAUACACCUACAUCACAUAUUGUGUACGCUUACGCCAAAAAUCUCAUGAGCGGUUUGCAAUGCAAAACACUUUUCUGUGUCGUUUACUUUUCCAUAAUUCCGAUAACUCAUACAAUGUCAUAG